Molecule: messenger RNA, 549 nt
Organism: Apiotrichum porosum
Lineage: Eukaryota; Fungi; Basidiomycota; Tremellomycetes; Trichosporonales; Trichosporonaceae
Exons: 3
Coding region: 1-549 (182 amino acids)
Source: RefSeq, a predicted model, not a curated record
AUGACCGCUAGAAACGUUUCCGUGGACGGCAGUGAGGUAACAGGAAGGGGAUGGGGCCAGGUCAACUAUGCCCAAGAAUGGAUCACCUACUCCCCUGCGGACGUCGCUAGCAUCUACAACCGCAUUCCUGGAGCUCAGUUGCCGUGCAACACAACCUCGGUGGUCCGCUUCAAGAUUUCCUCUCCCGCCCGCCUCGAAGUUCCCCUCCCACCUGCCGACUUGAUUUCCUCCACAAUUCCUGACCAGCCGGGAAUGUGUGUUGGAUCCAUUGUGGCAAACACUCACUCGGAUGAGUGGGCGUUCGGAUCCGCCUUCCUCAAGAACGUCUACGUCGUGUACCAACGGAGCAAGGAUGGUAUCUAUGGCGACAACCCGUCCAAGUUCGGUAUUGCGGCCCUGUCCGCCGAGGAAAAUCUGUAUACUGACGGCUCGCCCGUUCCGUCCGACCUCUCUGCUAAAGCGUGGAGUGGAGGUAUGCGUCAGAACCGUCUCAGUACUGGGACCAUUGCGAUUGUGGCGGUAACGGUGGCGGCUGCAGUGUUGAUGUAG